This is a messenger RNA of Stegastes partitus (bicolor damselfish), 591 nucleotides long. RefSeq names its product transthyretin (prealbumin, amyloidosis type I) (gene ttr). The record is from RefSeq and is a predicted model, not a curated record. Gene Ontology annotation, biological process: purine nucleobase metabolic process. Bases 25 to 474 code for a protein of 149 amino acids. The transcript is spliced from 4 exons. NCBI's taxonomy places the organism in Eukaryota, Metazoa, Chordata, Actinopteri, Pomacentridae.
AGUCUUGCUGUCCAUCAGCCAGCCAUGCUUCAACCACUGCACUGUCUGCUUCUAACUUCUGCUGUGCUGCUCUGCAACACUGCACCCACGGAGAAACAUGGAGGCUUCGACACCAAGUGUCCUUUGAUGGUGAAAAUCCUGGAUGCAGUGAAAGGGACUCCAGCUGGAUCAGUAGCACUUAAAGUGUCUCAGAAAGGUACUGAUGGAGGAUGGACUCAGAUUGCAAAUGGAGUGACAGAUGCUUCUGGAGAGGUCCAUGAUCUAAUCACAGAGCAGCAGUUCCUGGCAGGGGUGUAUCGUGUUGAGUUUGAUACCAAAGCUUACUGGAAGAAUGCGUCGAGCACACCUUUUCAUGAAGUAGCUGAUGUGGUGUUUGAGGCCCAUGCUGGAGGUCAUCGUCACUACACCCUGGCCUUGCUGCUUAGUCCGUACUCCUACACCACCACAGCUGUAGUCUCCGACGUAAAACAUUGAUACACACACAUAAUAUGUGUGUCUGUGUGUCUGUGUGUGUGUGUGUGUCUGUGUGUAAUGUCAUGUGACAUGUGAAAUAUAAAAAAUAAAUGAGACAGGUCAGGCAGGUUUUCCAGA